Poeciliopsis prolifica (blackstripe livebearer) is the source of this 3445-nucleotide messenger RNA. Its product is annotated as diacylglycerol kinase theta-like. The record is from RefSeq and is a predicted model, not a curated record. Gene Ontology annotation, molecular function: ATP-dependent diacylglycerol kinase activity. Gene Ontology annotation, biological process: diacylglycerol metabolic process; lipid phosphorylation; intracellular signal transduction. NCBI's taxonomy places the organism in Eukaryota, Metazoa, Chordata, Actinopteri, Cyprinodontiformes, Poeciliidae.
CUUCCGGUUCUAUUCCGGCUGGUUUCCCGCUGCCAGCCUCACGGCUCUGACUGGAGACGCGGGGUCCAGAGGCUCCGUUCCUCCGCAGAGCCCCGCUGUCUUCAGGUUGGUCGGAUCGAGAUGUCCUCUUUUAUUCAUCCCGGCCGCUGAGCGCCGAGUCCGGGAGGCUGCGGGCGGCGCCGCCGGCUGGCACCGCCGUCCCCGCCCGGACGGCUCCUGCUCGGCGGGGAGAGCUGCUGGGAAACAGGCGGCUGGUUGUUUCCCUCUGGAUUAAAACCGCCCUGCUUUACGUUGGUGGAUAUUUCUUUAUCUGGAGACAACAGACCCGUGAUCAGCAUAAGCCUGAGUUGUUAAAUUUUUGAGUUCUGGACCUGGAUUAGGUUCGGAAGGAGGAGGGGAGACCAGAGCGCUCCGUCCCCGGGCUGCCGCCGCGUCCGGCCCGCUGGGAUGAGCUCACUACGGGGCUGAGCGUCCAUUGGACCGACGACCUUUCUACCUCAGAAGUCAGUUUACUGGACACCGUGUGGUGUAAACGGUGUUUACGGACAUGGCCGAGUCCAGCUGCCGGGCUGCGAGUCCGGGCUGCGAGUCGAAGAGGCGGACGCAGCAGAGCACGCUGGGCCACUGCUUCAGGAAAGUCACCCUCACCAAGCCGACCUUCUGCCACUGCUGCAGCGACUUCGUCUGGGGUCUCAUCGGCUUCCUGUGCGAAGUGUGUAACUUCAUGUGUCAUGAGAAAUGCCUGAAGACGCUGCGGACGGCGUGCGCCUGCAUGGCUCCGUCUCAGGUUCAGGUGCCAGUAGCUCACUGCUUCGGCCCGGCCGGUCAGAAGAAACGUUUCUGCUGCGUGUGCAGGAAGCAGACGGAGGGAAGCACGGCGCUGCGCUGUGAAGUGUGUGAGCUACAUGUCCACGUCGACUGCGUCCCCUUCAGCUGCGCAGACUGUCGCUGCUGCCACCUGGACCAGAACCUGCAGCAGGAGUCGCUGCAGCACCAUUGGAGGGAGGGCGACCCGGCGUCGGCGCGCUGCGAGUUCUGCCGCCGCUCCUGCGGUUCCUCUGAGGUUCUGUCCGGGUUGAGGUGCGAGUGGUGCGGCGUCACGAGCCACGCGUCCUGCUGCCACCGCCUCCCGGCAGAGUGCGGCCUGGGGCGGCUCCGCAGCAUGAUACUGCCACCGCCGUGCGUCCGACUCCAGUCCAGGAACUUCAGCAAGAUGCAGUGCUACCGGAUCGCCGAGAGCGGCAGCCAGGACCGCGAUAACUGGGAUGAAGCCGAACCAGCAGCUGCUGCGUCCAGAGAGCUCCAGUCUGCAGCUCCAGAGACCAGUAAGCUGGUCGUCAAGGUGUUUGACGGCGAUGAUGCGUUGAGGCGCGGCUUCUUCCGAUUGGUUCCCAGCUGCCGAGGCGUGAAGAACGAGGAAGUGGAGGCGGCGCUGAGGGCCUUCUACCUGCCCGGCGAGCCUCAUCACUUCCACCUGGAGAACGGCGCCGCCGUGCAGCGUCACCAUAGCGGCGACUUCCAGAACGCCGGCGACGCCAGGGUGCUGAGGGCUAAGCUACGGCGUGAUGAUGUCAUCAAGGUGCACGCUGCAUGGAGCAGGUGGAGUGUGGCGUCAGUGGAAGUGUCCGAGACGAGCACAGCGGCGUCCGUCCUGAGCGACGCUCUGCUGCAGCUGGACAGACAGGGCGAAGACGCGUCCAGCUUCAGUCUGCAGGAAGUCUGCAUGAGCAGCAAGCAAGUUCAGAGACAAACCCUGAGUCCUCAGGAGAAGAUGUUGGAUAAACUGCAGGAGAUCAGGAAACUCUCCCUGCGACAGAUGAACCAGACCCGUUUCUAUGUAGUCCAGAACCGGAACCCGGCUUUGCAGGUCGGCCUCCUGAUCACAGAACUGCCCCCCCUGCUGACCAAAGAGGAGUACUGCGGCCUGCUGGAGGAACAUCUGGACUUCAAGGAUCACCUGGUUGCACUAACUCACCUCUAUGAAGCUCAAGGUGCUGUGGCUCUGCAGAUUAGCUGCUUCGCUGAAGCAGAGAGGAUCUACAUGUUGGCUAAAGACACAACCAUCAGCAACAAGACGCUGACAUCACUGAUCAUACCUGAGAUCCAGUGCCAGAAGCUGGGGGACGCAGUCUGCCUGCUGGUGUUCGUGAACCCGAAGAGCGGCGGGCUGAAGGGCAGAGAGCUGCUGCACAGCUUCAGGAAGCUGCUGAACCCCCACCAGGUGUUUGACAUCACCAACGGAGGCCCGCUGGCAGGCCUCCACGCCUUCAGGGAGGUUCCCAGGUUCCGGGUUCUGGUCUGCGGCGGCGACGGCACGGUGGGAUGGGUUCUGGGGGUUCUGGAGACCGUGAGGCACAAGCUGGUCUGCCGCGAGCCGCCCAUCGGCAUCGUUCCUCUGGGAACAGGGAACGACCUGGCCCGGAUCCUGCGCUGGGGGCCGGGUUAUGGCGGCGACGACCCUCACCACAUCCUGGUGUCGGUGGACGAGGCGGAGGAAGUCCAGAUGGACCGCUGGACCAUCCUGCUGGACGCGCAGGACGUCUCAGAGGACGGGAAGGACAGCGGCGUCCUGGAGCCACCCAAGAUCGUCCAGAUGAAUAACUACUUCGGCCUCGGCAUCGACGCCGAGCUCAGCCUGGACUUCCACCUGGCCCGGGAGGGAGAACCCGACAAAUUCACCAGCAGGUUCCACAACAAAGGCGUUUACGUGAAGGUGGGUCUGCAGAAGAUCAGCCGCAGCCGCAGCCUCCACAAGGAGCUGCAGCUGCAGGUGGACAAGCAGCCCGUCCCGCUGCCCAACAUCGAGGGCCUCAUCUUCCUCAACAUCCCCAGCUGGGGUUCUGGAGCCGACCUGUGGGGGUCGGAGGCCGACGGCCAGUUCUCCAGGCCCGGGAUCGACGACGGCCUGCUGGAGGUGGUCGGGGUCACCGGGGUCGUCCACAUGGGCCAGGUCCAGAGCGGGCUGCGCUGCGGGAUCCGGAUCGCCCAGGGAUCCUACAUCCGCCUCAUCGUCAGCAAAGAGCUUCCUGUCCAGGUGGACGGCGAGCCCUGGCUGCAGGCGCCGGGACACAUCAUCAUCUCUGCUGCCGGACCCAAGGUCCGGAUGCUCAGGAAGUCCAAGCAGAAGCAGAGGAAGUCUCCGUCCUCCAGAGACGGGGGACACUGACCGGACCGGACCGCCGGUUCUGCGUCUGCAGCUGCUUCCUGCCAAAGCCGGGAGGUCGGGUCGGGUCCGGUCCGGUCCAGUUCCGGUGGCUGAGAUUCCACUCACGUAGCUUUGUAGCCACAGAUCCACAGGAAGACAGACGCAGGAUGAAGGUUCCACUUCCUGCUGAGUAAGAGGAGGAGGUCAAAGUUCAUUCCUGCUCCUAAAACAAAAAUAGUCAUUCAGGACGAGUGAGGAGAAGAACCGGGUUCAUCGGGUUCGAGGGGAACCAGAACCGCU